This is a messenger RNA of Sorex fumeus (smoky shrew), 2018 nucleotides long. It is a transcript of the gene P2RX7, whose product is annotated as purinergic receptor P2X 7. The record is from RefSeq and is a predicted model, not a curated record. Gene Ontology annotation, cellular component: nuclear inner membrane; plasma membrane. Bases 1 to 1743 code for a protein of 580 amino acids. Lineage: Eukaryota; Metazoa; Chordata; Mammalia; Eulipotyphla; Soricidae. The transcript has 13 exons. Gene Ontology annotation, biological process: monoatomic cation transmembrane transport; response to ATP. Gene Ontology annotation, molecular function: extracellularly ATP-gated monoatomic cation channel activity; purinergic nucleotide receptor activity; ATP binding.
AUGCCAGACUGCUGUAUCUGCAGCUAUGUCUUACAGCACGAGACGAACAAAGUCAUCCAGAUCCGGAACACGAAAUAUGGCAUCUUUAAGUGGAUCCUCCACAUCAGCAUGUCCUCCUAUAUUAUCUUUGCUUUGCUGAGUGACAAGCUGUAUCAACAUAAGGAGUCUCUGAUCAGUUCUGUGCACACCAAGGUGAAAGGGGUCGCAGAGGUAAAGGAGGAGUUUAUACAAAAUGGAUCGAACCAAGUCAAGAACACUGUAUUUGACACCGCCGAUUACACCUUCCCCUUGCAGGGAAACUCCUUCUUUGUGAUGACAAACUUUCUCAAGACAGAAGGUCAAGUGCGGGGGCUGUGCCCUGAGCAACCCACCCGUAGGACCAUAUGUAAUUCUGACCGGAACUGUAAAAAGGGCUGGAUGGACCCGCUGAGCAAAGGAAUCCAGACAGGAAGGUGUAUCAUGUAUAAAGGGACUCUGAAGACCUGUGAAGUCUCUGCCUGGUGCCCCACUGAAGCAGUGGAAGACCCUCCCCGGCCUGCACUCUUGAACAGUGCUGAAAACUUCACCGUCCUCAUCAAGAACAAUAUCGACUUCCCCGGUCACAACUAUACCACGAGAAACAUCUUACCAGGCUUAAACAUUACCUGUAUCUUUCAUAAGAUUCAGAAUCCACAGUGCCCUGUUUUCCGACUAGGAGAUAUCUUCAAAGAAGUAGGCGAUAAUUUUUCAGAAGUGGCAAUUCAGGGAGGAAUCAUGGGCAUUGAAAUCUACUGGGACUGCAACCUUGACAAAUGGCUCCAUAGCUGCCGUCCAAAAUACAGUUUCCGUCGCCUUGACGACAAAACUGCCAAUGAGUCCUCUUUCCCUGGCUACAACUUCAGAUAUGCCAAGUACUAUAAGGAGAACAACAUUGAAAAACGGACUCUGAUCAAAGUCUUUGGGAUCCGUUUCGACAUCCUGGUUUUUGGCACUGGAGGAAAAUUUAACAUAAUCAAUCUGCUUGUGAACAUUGGCUCAACCCUCUCCUAUUUUGGUUUGGCCACUCUAAUCAUUGAUUUUCUUAUCAACACAUACUCAAGUAAAUGCUGUCGAUCCCAGGUUUAUUCCCGUUGCAACUUCUGUAAGUCCUGCGUGGUCAAUGAGUACUACUACCAGAAGAAGUAUGAGAUUAUUGUGGAGCCAAAGGCGACAUUAAAAUAUGUGUCUUUUGUGGAUGAACCCCAUAUCAGAAUGGUGAAACAUUAUGAUGGUGAGACAAGUCUACAAUAUGUCGAGGGUGAAACAGUCUCAAAACCCCAGAUAGACUUCACGGACUUGUCAAGACUGCCCCUGUCUGUCUAUAGCCCACGCCACACUUCUGGACAGCAAGAGAAGAUAGAACUGUGUAAAAAACAUAGUGGACUACCGUGGUGCCAGUGUGGAAACUGCCUCCCAUCCCAACACCCUAAGAACAAGCACCUGGAGGAACUGUGCUGUCGAAAAACUCAGGGACCCUGCAUCACCACCUCACAGCUAUUCAAGAGCCUCGUUCUAUCCAGAGAUGUCCUUCAGUUUCUUCUACUCUACAAGGAGCCCUUCCUGGCACUGGAUGCAGAUUCCACCAACAGUAAACUGCGACACUGUGCCUACAGGUGCUAUAUCACCUGGCGUUUCGGCUCCCAGGACCUGGCUGACUUUGCCGUCCUGCCCAGCUGCUGCCGCUGGAGAAUACGGGAAGAAUUUCCCAAGAGUGAAGGCCAGUAGAGUGGCUUCAAGGACUUACUGAUGGCUCAGGCUGGGCAGUCAUUCCUGGAGCCUUUGCCUACACCUUGAGCCUCACCUGCAAAAGUCUGUGGCCAAAUUUUCAGCCAGAGGGAAAUGUACGUUCCUCCCACCUCUCUGUAGGAGUCAGAGAGCUGAGUCCUGGGAAAUCAGACAAACCAAGGGUCCUCAGCAUGGACCAUGAACCAGGAGAUUUAGAUUUGGGUCUCGGCUCUGUCCCUAAAAAGUAAUGUGAUCCUGGGCUUUUAACCGCUUUA